Molecule: messenger RNA, 1864 nt
Organism: Osmerus eperlanus (European smelt)
Lineage: Eukaryota; Metazoa; Chordata; Actinopteri; Osmeriformes; Osmeridae
Gene: hormad1
Product: HORMA domain containing 1
Exons: 16
Coding region: 189-1331 (380 amino acids)
Source: RefSeq, a predicted model, not a curated record
GCCAGGUGUUGGGGCUGCACUGCAUUAAACCACAAAAACUAUACAUUUAUUAAUUCAAAUAAUACAGAAGCAAUCCCAAACGUGCAUGUACUUCAACAAAGAUCAACCAGACAUCGUUCAGGGAAAGUUUAAACGAUGUAAAUAACGAUCAUAAUUAAAGACAACUUUCUCUGACAACUUGUCCUGACAUGGCAUGUGAGCAACGUCUGAGGACCGGCCAAGGUACUCAAUUACUGCCUAAUUUGGUUGCCACAGAGCAGCAAUCUUUGAUUGUUGUGAAGAAACUGCUUGCCAUUGCAGUCUCUAGCAUCACCUACCUCAGAGGUCUUUUCCCAGAGAAGGCUUAUGGAAGCAAAUAUGUUGAAGAGCAAAAAGUGAUGAUCCUUAGGGAGGAGCGCAGCUGCCCUGGUGCCAGUCAGAUUGUACAGUGGAUGCAAGGAUGCUUUGAUGCCCUUCAGCGGAAAUACCUGCGAAUGGUGGUCCUGUCUAUAUAUACAGAUCAAGAUAAUCCAAAGAAGGUAACAGAAUGCUACCAGUUCAGGAUACAGUACACUGACAAGGGACCUCAGAUGGACUUUGAAAGCAAAAACAGUAAUAAAGUGUCCAUGAUGGCUUGCGGCAACACCAAAAAGGCCAGCAUCCUGCUGGUGCGUAAGCUCUAUACGCUUAUGCAAAACCUGGGUCCCCUGCCUGACAGUGUCUGUCUCAAUAUGAAACUAUCCUACUAUGACAACGUUACCCCCGAAGACUACCAGCCUCCUGGCUUCAAGGAAGGAGACAGCGACAGUAUAGAGUUUGAAAAAGAACCUGUCAGGUUGACCAUGGGUGAGGUGGCCACUCCCUUCCACACACUGAAGAUGGACGUGACCACGGAGAGAGGAAGGCUCGAACAGGUGGAUGAGGAUAAACCUGUCUGUGUCAGAGACAAGUGGAUGCUGAAGAUGGAGGAGGAGGUGACUGUGAGACAGAUCAGCAAGCAUGAGGACGUGGAUGAUCCAAACAACAAUCUUAACUUUGACAACUCGGAUAUCCUGGUGAGCUGCCAAAAGAAUAUGCAAGUAUGCGAGACAACCACGGAACGCUCUCAGGUGGACAUGGUGGUAAAGAACACCUCUGACCAGGAGAUGACCCUGAGCAGGACGAGGAGUGGACGAGUCAUCCAGUCGACUACCGAGAGGAAGGGGAAAACAGAGGUGCACAGCAUCAGCAAGAUGAAGUCAUCCCAUGUCCAAGAAAAAAUGAUGUCCCAGUUUGAGUUCCCCUGCAGCCAAGAGGUCCCAUCUGUGGCACCGAAGAAACGCAAGUUUAGUGAACCUAAAGAACGUUACUAACAUCAUGCUUCUCCAGUCCAACAAUGCAGCCACAAGGAAGACAUAACUCAGUUAGAUUCCUCAGUUGGAAAUAUUUUUUGGAAAAUACUAGUUUUAAAGCAAAGUAUAAUGUAACUUAAGUCCCUUAUUCAGUUGCUCUUAGUGAGAUUCCAAAAUACUGUCCACCUAAUUUUGUUAAUACUGUUCGUUCAAUGGUUGCGUUCUAAAAUGAGAUGGAGUGUGGAUAACAAUGCUAUUCAAGUUGUUUUCUGUUGAUUUUCUGAAUGUAAUAGGUUUACAUAUUUUGUUACUUAAUAUUUAUGUACCAAACUGUAUCUUUAUAAUUAUAUAUAGUCUGAAUGUUCUGUAGCAUUACCUUAUGUUGGUAUUACAAUAAUUGUAUGUAUUUAUGUUGAUUCAAAAUAAAAGUUCUUUAGUUUUGAACCAAAUUCUUAGUUCAAGCGCAGCAGCUUCUAAACAUUUCAGCAACAAACCUGGUCGCACCUGCUUUCAUCUUGUGGUUGGAAAAAAGCUUGCUCUUGCUACUGUUGGCA